Molecule: messenger RNA, 2331 nt
Organism: Penicillium soppii
Lineage: Eukaryota; Fungi; Ascomycota; Eurotiomycetes; Eurotiales; Aspergillaceae
Exons: 7
Coding region: 1-2331 (776 amino acids)
Biological process (GO): regulation of transcription by RNA polymerase II; DNA-templated transcription
Cellular component (GO): chromatin
Molecular function (GO): zinc ion binding; RNA polymerase II cis-regulatory region sequence-specific DNA binding; DNA-binding transcription factor activity, RNA polymerase II-specific
Source: RefSeq, a predicted model, not a curated record
AUGACCAAACGUCUCCGGACUCAUCGCGAACGCACAUGUUCCUGGUGCUUCAAAUCUUUCACUAAAGAUGAGCAUUUUACACGCCAUGUCAGAACCCACACCAGGGAAAAACCCUUCAUCUGUACCAUCUGUAGAAAAGCCUUUAGUCGCCAGUGUGUGCCAUUGCUUAGUGAUUCUCUUCUACGGCAUUUGCGAUGCCAUCGAUCAUCUAGUAUCCCUCCAACUGGUGCGGCCCACAGCACAGAAAGUGAUGCCAUACACCUGCCACUUGAUCCCCACAAUCAGGAAGUAUUUCCAUCCAACCACAACUAUUCAAUGGGCGUUCAUGAAUCCCCACCACCUCCAGAUGGACGUUCUCCGAUGGAAGUGAGGUAUCGAAAUGUCUCAAAUAUCCAACCAGUAUCCUGUUCACCUGUUAAUCUGUCGCAACAUCCGACCGCGCUCCGAGCAAAUAUCGAAGAGUUGACCCAGGAGAGGCAUGGAGAAGUAGCUGGGUUACCGACCCCAAAUUUGCAGCCUCAUAUAGGGCGACUUAAUUCAUCUCUGCAUGAUUCCGGUCAAGAUGAGUCGUGGGUUUUUAGCAACUCGAGUACCCAAAUACCCGCAUGGUUUGCAGACGACGAUUUUGACCUCACAGCUCUCAAUUCGGAGAUCUUGACCUCGACUGCUAAUUGGUUUCCUUUGGAAAAUGCUAGCCAGUACCAGCACGAGCACGAGCCAGUAAGCCAGACUUCACGACCGCUUGUGGAGGAAAUGCUUUCUUCUCGAGAGGCAAGGGUCCAAAUCCAUUGGUACACGUUUGUGGGGACGUCGCGGACUGGCCACAUCACCCCGGAGGUAGGCCCAGAACAGACACAAGUGGAUGAAGCAUACCGCGCUAGCCUGGCUGCGAAGCUUCAACCGCAUAUACCUGUCCUGCCUCUUCCAUCCACGGAUUUCCUGAAUCUCUGCAUUCAUAUGUACUUCACCAAAUUUCACCCCUCAUUCCCCAUUGUACAUGCUCCAACAUUCCGGCCAUCUUCUAAAAGCUCAUUAUUAUUGCUAUCCAUCUGCUCCAUUGGAAGCCUGUUUGUGGGAUCUUCGCAUGCGGCAUCGCAAGGAGUAAAGAUCUUCGAGACUCUCAACAAAGCAAUACUAUCAUCAUGGGAAAGAUAUUUCUCAAAAGAAAGACCCGAAACGAUUGCCAUGAUCCAAGCGGCUCUCAUUGGACAGACAUUUGGGCUCCUAUCAGGCGGAAAGAUCUGCUCACUGCGCAGACAUUUCAUGGAACACUGGUUGCGAGCAACUAUAUCUACGUUGAAGAGAGGAUGUGGCGAUAUAAGCUUGAAUGAAGUUUCUCACACACCAGCGAAGGCCUGGAAAAAGUGGAUUCAGGCAGAAGAACAGAACCGACUCCUUGCGGGAAUACGUAUUCAUGAUGUCGAGAUCUCAGAGCUGUUUCUGACAGAUCCAUAUAUGCGCCAUUCAUCCGAAAAGCUUCCACUGUUGUCGGAUGACGACCUCUGGGCUGCAACAGUUGAAGACUGGAGCCGAAGGGUCACUAGUCGCUUAUCAGACUCCAAUGCGCAUGAAUUCUGCCUGCGUUGCCCAGAGACAACAGCCAACCAUGACCUUUUAUCACUUUCCACCCCUCCGAACAAUGGCCUCCAAGCCUAUGUCGAACUCGAAGGACUUGCCGCAUCGGCCAUUGAAGCCAAAAGUUCCCAUGACUCAAGCCAACUCAAUUCCCUUGAAGCUGUGUUGAUGAAAUUUUAUGAGUCGCACAUCAGAUUAAACAAAAGACAGACACCCGAUCCGUACUGUCUACUUGUUCUAUGGCACUCGAUCUUCAUCUCAUUAUACGCCAACACAAACCGCCUAGAGCUAGUAAUCGGCAAAGAAGGAUUCAAUGAGGCUCAAGAUCACGUAGCGUACGUACGCUCAUGGGCCUCAUCUGUUGAUGGCCAACGCUGCGCUCUCCACGCUGCACUUAUCCUACGCGAGCUAGGGCAGGAGAAAAUAAGCACCGAGCCCCCGAUGCACAUCCCUCGAAUAAUAUUCCGCGCGACUCUUGUUUGGUUUUGCUAUACUAGUUUUGGAUCAGAUACGGCGACCCCGCGUCGGAACAUGGUUUUCCCAGAGUUGCAGAAGAUUGGCGUUAAUUCUGAGACGCUGCUAUUUGAAGCGAAUGGGUUCAAGCUCUUCCGCCCAACCACGCCGGAGUCAAGUACUUUCUGCGGAUUGGUGGAUAUCUUGCCAAGGAUUGGCCAUUGGGGGAUUUCACAGUUAUUGGGUUCAAUUUUGAAUUUGCUGCUUCCCGACGUCAAAGACAAUGAGAGAUAUGCUAGAUAA